GACAUUAACGACAACUACCCAGAGAUCGUCACCAGAGAGCUGAGAGUUCAAGAAGGCGGAGGCCGGAUGAAGUUCGUGGGCAGGCUUGAAGGCUCAGACAAGGAUUCUGGCCUCAACUCCGAGCUGGUUUUUGCGAUGCCUCCGACUGAUGACAUCACCGGCCAGAUGUUCAAGGUCAACCCUAACGGAGUGGUCUACAUCCUUCACCUGGAAGUGCGAGAUAAAGGCAUGGAUCCCAAGAUGACCUCAGGUACCGUGACCGUCAUAGUUGAAGACAUCAAUGAUCACGCUCCAGUCUUCCUGUUUCCUAACCAGAAAAACUAUACGGUGACGUUUCUGUGGUCAAUGCCGGUCAAUAAAGAAAUCACCAGGGUACUGGCCACAGACAAUGACCUGGGAGACAACAAAAAGAUCUCCUAUUAUUUUAAAACUGGUAACAAAGAUGAUCUCUUCGGUCUAGACAAAACUUCGGGGAUUCUCUUUCUUCAAAGAAGGAUAAAAGACUCGGAUGGGCAGCUUCAUAAGCUGCAGAUUUAUGCUCACGAUUCGGGUGUUGAUCAGAGAGAGACUCAUGCUGUGUUGGACAUAUUUAUUGAUAUGACCAAUGCCACAUUCGCUGCUGUUGGGGAUAGUAGAGGAGAUGAGAAGUACAUCCUUCUUGCUGGGAUUAUCGCUGGCGUGACUCUGCUGUUCUCCGUUAUUGUCCUUCUCGUUAUCUUCCUUAUACGUCGAAGUAGCAGUCAUAGACCCUCCUCUCCCGUAGAUAAGCAUCCUCAAUGGCAGGUUGUCAAAACUGGGAUCCAAGAAGAAUGUGGAAAAGGAGAGGUUGAAAAGAUUAACUGGCGAGGAUCUGACAUUGAUAUUGAUGUGAAAGAUUCUGAAGAGAACGGGGUGGGGGGCAACUACAUACCUCAUUCGCCACCGGAUGUUACUAAAACCGGAAGUUAUGACACAGUUAAGAAAACAGCAGAUGGAUGUCCUCCAUGGAACAAUGCCAGAGAUGAAGUCCUUGCCGGACAAUCAGAAGCUGGACCCGGGGUCGAUCCAUAUCGAAAACAGGAUUUUUACACGUUUUGUAAG
Messenger RNA from Candidula unifasciata, 1080 nucleotides. The record is from the annotation of a GenBank genome assembly. Lineage: Eukaryota; Metazoa; Mollusca; Gastropoda; Stylommatophora; Geomitridae.